Corticium candelabrum is the source of this 607-nucleotide messenger RNA. RefSeq names its product large ribosomal subunit protein uL29m-like. Bases 119 to 532 code for a protein of 137 amino acids. Gene Ontology annotation, molecular function: structural constituent of ribosome. NCBI's taxonomy places the organism in Eukaryota, Metazoa, Porifera, Homoscleromorpha, Homosclerophorida, Plakinidae. The record is from RefSeq and is a predicted model, not a curated record. Gene Ontology annotation, cellular component: mitochondrial large ribosomal subunit; mitochondrial ribosome. The transcript has a single exon. Gene Ontology annotation, biological process: mitochondrial translation.
CAGUUAUGAUAGUACAGUAAAAAGGUAUUAAACGUUUCGUUGAGUAAGUAUUUUGUGGAACUGCAUCUGCACGGUCCAAGUCCCGUAUAAUCGUAGCAAGCAGUGAUCUCGAACGUUCAUGUCUUUGCUUAUACGACAGCUGAGAUUAGAACUGAAGACUUUGUGUGGUCGCUUAGUCACCAGUUGGCACUUUCGUCCAAUAUCUAUGUCUUUACCGUUGUCAGACUUGUCUGAGUUCUUUCCUAACGAGAACAACGAAGAACAAGCGAAAACGGGCAGAUCGUGGCGAGCUAGUGAAAUGAGAAGUAAGAGCAACGAAGAUCUGCACAAACUGUGGUACGUACUGUUGAAGGAACGGAACAUGUUGCUAACUUUGAAGCACGAGGCAAGGAGACAAGGUGAGCUUACACCCAGUCCAGAGAGAAUGAGAAAAGUACGCAAAUCUAUGGCUCGGAUCAAAGUGGUGCUUGGAGAGAGGGAUCGAGCCGUGAGAGACAUUAGAAAGACGGAGAGGCGUACUGAUCUACAGUAGAUCGAUCAUAAUGGUAACUUUAGUAAAAUGUACUGCGAGCUAAGAUUCAAACUCUAGCAGAUUUUUAUUGUUUGA